AUGUCGAAUCAUCACGAUUCAACGUCUCGGGAACCAUUGGCAAGGCUCACCGGUCAACCGCCAUUCAAGACCGGUAAAGUUCCAUCUGGUUUUGGUAACCGCAAGAAGAGCCAGAUGGAAAGGCAACAGGACUCCUGCAGCAGCCAACCGGACCAAACAACGCCAAAACGAGCCUCUGAUGACUCCACCAAGCCACACACCUCAAGCCUCAAGGAUUUUGUUAUGGAGUCAGAUGCCUCUCACACUCCAGAGGUGGUGAAUACUACACGACGAGUCCCAAAGCCAACGACUCCACGAGACGAAUCCAAGCUGAAAACCCCUGUUGAGCCACCGAAGAUGCCAGAUCGAGACAGUGUGGAUUUCCAGACGCCAGAUCGUCAAACUGAAACAGUGGCAAAUUCAUCCGGAUUUUCGAAAGAACAGAAGAAGAUUCCGGACCCCCCAACUUCUCCCCGAAGAUCACGUUCACCGUCGGAAGACACGGAAAGUAGUGUUCAGUGGAUUCCAACGACAUCUGUUGCUCCAGCACCGGCAGCCAAAUUUAUUUUAUUUUAUUAA
This is a messenger RNA of Caenorhabditis remanei, 558 nucleotides long. RefSeq lists its product as uncharacterized. The record is from RefSeq and is a predicted model, not a curated record. The transcript is spliced from 3 exons. Lineage: Eukaryota; Metazoa; Nematoda; Chromadorea; Rhabditida; Rhabditidae. Bases 1 to 558 code for a protein of 185 amino acids.